Mycotypha africana is the source of this 841-nucleotide messenger RNA. Its product is annotated as vacuolar sorting protein vps29. The coding region runs from base 50 to 622 and encodes 190 amino acids. Lineage: Eukaryota; Fungi; Mucoromycota; Mucoromycetes; Mucorales; Mycotyphaceae. The transcript is spliced from 4 exons. Gene Ontology annotation, biological process: retrograde transport, endosome to Golgi; intracellular protein transport. Gene Ontology annotation, cellular component: endosome; retromer complex. The record is from RefSeq and is a predicted model, not a curated record.
CUGCUAUUCUUCGACUCUUCUUUGAACAAAAAACACUUUGCAUAAAAAGAUGGUGCUUGUAUUGGCUAUAGGCGAUCUACAUAUACCUCACAGAAGUCAUGGACUUCCUUUGAAAUUCAAAAAGCUUUUGGUACCGGGCAAAAUUCAAAAGAUUCUAUGCACAGGCAAUAUGGUGGAUAAAGAAACGUUGGAUUAUUUGAGGACGAUUGCAGGCGAUAUUACAGUAGUGAAAGGCGACUUUGACGAGUCCAGUACUUUACCUCAGGCAAAAGUAAUUACCGAGGGUUCGUUACGUAUUGGUCUGAUUCAUGGCCAUCAAAUUAUCCCUUGGGGUGACGCGGAAUCAUUAGAUAUUACGGCUCGCCAAAUGGAAGUAGAUGUCUUGUUGUCAGGACAUACACACAAGUUUGAAGCAUAUCAAUAUAAUGGCAAGUUCUUUAUCAACCCUGGUAGUGCAACAGGAGCCUAUUCAUCUAUACCUGAUUCAAAUGAACCUACGCCAUCAUUCGUUUUAAUGGACAUUCAAGGCAAUAGUGUGAUUACCUAUGUUUAUAAACUCAUUGAUGAUGAAGUGAAAGUCGAAAAACUGGAUUAUAAAAAGCAGGAACACCUCAUGUCCUAAAUAUAUUGUAUUUGGUUAAUGUAUAAUGAGGCUCAAGUAAAAUAAUAAAAAUCAAGAAAAACAUUCGUAUAACAAUGAUGGGACGUAGAAUGAGAAAGCAGUAGAUAAAGAGAAAGAGGUACAGAAUGUAAGGCAAAUAUACUGAUCAGGCAGUAUAGAGGGGAAAAGAGAGGAGUAGUAGAGAGAACUAUCGCGCUAUUAUGACCCUUGUUAUCCGUC